AUGCAACAAAAUAAUCUGAAAUUUCAAAAAGAACAAGUUAAAUGUUUUAUGGAUUCAGUAGUAAUAUUAGGACAUUUGAUAACAAGAAAAAGAAUUAGCUCAGAUCCAAAGAAAGUAGAAAAAUUAAGGACAUUAAAAAUUCCAGAAUCAGCUUUUGAAAUGAAAAGUUUCAUUGGAUGUUUAACCUAUCAAAAAGGGGUUGUUAAAAAUUUAGCUGAAUAUAAAGCAGGUUUAGAGAAUAUUGUACAUAAAAAACCAUAUACUAUUACAGAUGAAGCUAAAGAAUGGUUUAAUCAAGCAAAAAAAGCAUUAUUAUCAUCUUGUGUUAAUCAUUUUUAUAAUGGUAAGAAUAAACUAAUAUUGGAUUGUGAUGCUAGUGACAUAUUCAUGGGAUUUAUUUUAUACUCGUUAACAGAAGGCAGAGAAAUAAUAAUUGCACUAAAUUCUAGGAAAUUUACAUCAUAUGAAUUAAAACUAGCUAAUCAAGUUAAAGAAUGUUUAGAAAUUUAUUAUGCCAUAAAGAAAUUCCACCAGUUUUUAACAGGUAGGAGAUUCAAUAUUAGAUCUGAUCAUAGAACAUUAUCAUUAAUAUUCAAAGAAGAAGCGGGUAUUAAGAAAUCAACAAGACAAAUUGGAUUAGUAGAUACAAUUUUUAGAGCAGAUUAUAAAGAACUAAAAGAAAUAAUAUCUAAUAGAAAAGAAGAAUUGAUGAAAGAUCCCACAGAGAUAUAUAAAUUAACAACGUUCUUUGAUGUUCAACAAUUAGUAAGCAAAUCAGUAAUGUUUUCUGAAAAAGAACUUAAUAAAGCAUCAGUGGAGGAUCAAGAAUAUAUGCAACUAUUAAAACACCUUAAAUAUAAUGCUCCAUGUCCAAAAGAAUAUAAAAAGGUAGAAGAGUUUUUAGGUUUAGAAAAUGAUUAUGCUUUAAUGGGAGAGAGAAGAAUAAUUCUAUUAGGAAUUAGAAAAAAAUGUUUAGAACUUUUACAUUUAACUCAUGAUGGAGCAAAUAAUGUAGCAACAAUUUUUAAUCAAUAUAUAGUAGUUUGUCAAGAUGUAUUCAGUGAUAUAGCAUUUUUAGAAAAUUUUGAACGUCAUAGUAUUAAUGAGAUAACAGAAUUUUUAAUGAAUAUUAUUAAGAAUUAUGGAUUUCCAGAUGAAUUAGUUUCUGAUGGAGGAAAAGAAUUGGUUCAAUUUGGCAAACUCUGA
Messenger RNA from Strongyloides ratti, 1206 nucleotides. RefSeq lists its product as hypothetical. The record is from RefSeq and is a predicted model, not a curated record. The transcript has 3 exons. Bases 1 to 1206 code for a protein of 401 amino acids. NCBI's taxonomy places the organism in Eukaryota, Metazoa, Nematoda, Chromadorea, Rhabditida, Strongyloididae. Gene Ontology annotation, molecular function: nucleic acid binding.